Messenger RNA from Aspergillus pseudotamarii, 960 nucleotides. RefSeq lists its product as uncharacterized. Gene Ontology annotation, biological process: tetrahydrobiopterin biosynthetic process. The coding region runs from base 1 to 960 and encodes 319 amino acids. Lineage: Eukaryota; Fungi; Ascomycota; Eurotiomycetes; Eurotiales; Aspergillaceae. The record is from RefSeq and is a predicted model, not a curated record. The transcript has 3 exons. Gene Ontology annotation, molecular function: 4-alpha-hydroxytetrahydrobiopterin dehydratase activity.
AUGCACCUACCCAAAGCCCCCAUUCUCACCCUCCCCCCAACCCACCCAACCCUCCAAACCCUCAUGCAAACCUUCCUCUCCCCAACUGCAACCCCCCAAACAAUGCAAACCACCAUCCACGCCCUAACCACCGAACUCAUCACCACUGCCAAAUCCCACGACCCAAAUCUCGCCCACAACCCAACCAUGAUCCCUAUUCUCCGCGGCGCACUCCCCAUGUUUGUUGCCGCGGCGCCGCUCUUCCCGGCUACUACCUGCGUCCUGGCCCGCUGCAGUAAGAAAAAGGGUACCCAGGAAGUUGUGGUCGAGUGGCCGGGUCGGAGGCCGUUUCCGCCGGCGGCGGAUGAGGGGAAGAUCGUGGUGCUGGAUACGUUGGUUGCGACGGGGGAUACGGUGGUUAAGCUUUGUGAGGAGCUUUGGGAGAUGAGUGGGGGGAGGGAGAGGUCGGUGGCAGUGUUGUGUUGUUAUGCGGCGCCGGAGGCAUUGGAGAGGGUUGCGGCUUGUCCGGUGGUGGAGUAUGUGGUUGUUGCGGCGAGGGCGGAGAGGUGUGAUGAGGCUGGGUAUUUGGUGCCGUAUACGCAUGGAGAUAUUGGGGAUAAGAUUUAUGGGGCUGCGUGGAAGGAGAAGGAGAAGGUGGUGAGGCCGGUGGUGGCGGAGGGGGAGGAGGAUGUGGAUGGUGUUGUUUCGGGGGUGGAGGGUUUGCUGGUGCGGAAUGGGGGACGGUGGGAGUUGACGGACGAUGGGUUGGGGAUUGAGCGCGAGAUUCAGUUUCCUUCGUUUAAGAAGGCUUGGGCUUUUAUGCAGCUGGUUGCUGAUGCGGCGGCGAAGUAUCGCCAUCAUCCGGAGUGGACGAAUGUUUAUAAUAAGGUCUCUAUACGAUGGACCACGCACCAACCGAGAGGGUUGACCGAGUUGGAUGUGAAGCUGGCGCAGCUCUGUGAUAGUUACUGUGAAACGUAA